This is a messenger RNA of Mugil cephalus (flathead mullet), 2089 nucleotides long. It is a transcript of the gene mccc2, whose product is annotated as methylcrotonyl-CoA carboxylase subunit 2. Gene Ontology annotation, biological process: L-leucine catabolic process. Gene Ontology annotation, molecular function: methylcrotonoyl-CoA carboxylase activity. Gene Ontology annotation, cellular component: methylcrotonoyl-CoA carboxylase complex; mitochondrion. Lineage: Eukaryota; Metazoa; Chordata; Actinopteri; Mugiliformes; Mugilidae. The record is from RefSeq and is a predicted model, not a curated record. The coding region runs from base 94 to 1788 and encodes 564 amino acids. The transcript has 17 exons.
GUCACAAUAACCACAGAAGAAGAAGAACACUGCUGGGUUAGCUAGCAAGCUAGCUUGCAAAUUCCUCGUUUAGUCAGUCCCCCCAGCAUCAAAAUGCUUCUGCAGAAUGUCAGACCGUGGCUGCUUCGUUGCAGGACUCUGCCGCUGGCUUGCACAAGAACUUAUUACGCCGAUAAAGUAGCUCGACUCGGCUCUCAGCCUGAUAAACAGUCUCCUGAAUAUCAGGAGAACUAUGAGCGAAUGAAAAUUCUUGCAGAUGAACUGAAAAGCCGGACAGAGAAGAUUAAAUUGGGCGGGGGAGAAAAAGCAAGAAGACUCCAUACUUCUCGUGGAAAAUUGUUGCCUAGGGAGCGCAUAGACCGACUGCUGGAUCCGGGAACUCCAUUUUUGGAAUUCUCCCAAUUUGCUGCGUAUGAAUUGUAUGGAAAGGAGGAAGUUCCAGCAGGCGGUAUAAUUACAGGGAUUGGCCGGGUCUCUGGGGUAGAGUGUGUUAUUGUUGCAAAUGAUGCCACUGUCAAAGGAGGGACGUACUACCCAAUUACAGUGAAGAAGCACCUUCGUGCACAAGAAAUAGCCCAGCAGAACCACUUGCCAUGCAUUUACUUGGUGGAUUCUGGAGGAGCCAAUCUACCCAGACAGGCCGACGUAUUUCCAGACAGAGAUCACUUUGGGCGUAUUUUCUACAACCAGGCCAGGCUGUCCUCAGAGGGGAUUGCACAGGUUGCUGUUGUGAUGGGUUCAUGCACGGCCGGGGGAGCGUAUGUGCCAGCCAUGGCAGACGAGAGCAUCAUUGUGCGGAAGCAAGGGACCAUUUUUCUCGGAGGACCUCCACUGGUCAAAGCUGCCACUGGGGAAGAAGUUUCUGCAGAGGACCUUGGUGGUGCUGAUCUACACUGCAAAAAAUCCGGCGUGACGGACCACUACGCUUUAGACGAUAACCACGCGCUCCAUUUAGCCAGAAAGACAGUGCGCAGCCUCAACUACAGGAAAAACAUCGAGGUUACUACGGAACCUACUGAACCUCCUCUCUACCCUUCAGACGAACUCUAUGGGAUAGUGGGGGAUAACCUGAAACGCAAUUUUGAUGUCAGAGAGGUCAUUGCCAGAAUUGUGGACGGUAGUAAAUUUGAUGAGUUCAAGGCAUUCUACGGAGACACACUCGUCACAGGUUUUUCGAGAAUAUUCGGCUACCCCGUCGGAAUCAUCGGAAACAACGGAGUCUUGUUUUCGGAGUCCGCGAAAAAGGGGACGCAUUUCAUCGAAUUAUGCUGCCAGCGAAACAUUCCACUUAUUUUCCUGCAAAACAUAACAGGCUUCAUGGUGGGUAGAGAGUACGAAGCAGGAGGAAUUGCCAAAGAUGGAGCCAAGAUGGUUACUGCAGUGGCCUGUGCCAAUGUGCCCAAGAUUACUGUAAUCAUCGGCGGCUCCUACGGCGCAGGAAAUUAUGGCAUGUGUGGCCGGGCCUACAGCCCCCGGUUCCUGUACAUGUGGCCAAAUUCCCGGAUCUCGGUAAUGGGCGGUGAGCAGGCAGCCACCGUCUUGGCUACCAUCACUAAAGAUCAGAGGGCACGCGAGGGAAAGGAGUUCACGGCGGAGCAGGAGGCUGCCAUGAAGGAGCCCAUCGUGAGGCGGUUCGAGGAGGAAGGCAGUCCGUACUUCUCGAGUGCCAGGCUGUGGGACGACGGGAUUAUUGAUCCAGCUGACACCCGUCUGGUUUUGGGACUGAGCCUCAGCGCGGCGCUCAACGCACCAACGAAGAAGACGCGCUUCGGAGUGUUCAGGAUGUAGCGCUCAUUUAGUGAUGUGUACAGGUGUAGGGCCAGAGUUUCGCUGUAUUUAUAUUAGUAAGUUUGUGUUGUGUCACCAGAUUAGGAUUAACAAACGACAGAAAAAAAUAAAAAAAAUAUUAAAACCAAGUGAAAUCACGUAGAUGUGGGUCCUUGAGGAUGUGAUGACAUCAUGCUGUGCCUUAACUGUUACUACUCCAAUGUAAAUUCAACUGUACUUAUAAAACCGUUCCCUUUGGUAGAUUUUUUUUUUUUUUAUCACAUGCUGUAAAUUAACAAUUAAAAAAAAAAGUGAAAAUUCA